Molecule: messenger RNA, 267 nt
Organism: Paracoccidioides lutzii Pb01
Exons: 2
Coding region: 1-267 (88 amino acids)
Source: RefSeq, a predicted model, not a curated record
AUGGAGAUAAUUUACCAGCCCCUUGGCUAUGGGCCGGUCUCCCUGCUCCCAGUCAACCAAGCACAGCAAAGCAAAGUAAUAACUGACGAGGCUGUGAAGCGGCGCAGAGCUGAACUCAGGGCAGACGAAGGUCGAAUUAAAGCAAUCGGUUUAUACCUGGGGCGCCCGCCUUUGGCCGCGAUAUUCCAAGCGGGCGAGAAGCGUGUCCCACGCGCGUCUUUUGCUGGCCAAUCUGCUUUGUUGAGCUCUGAAGAAGUCGGGAAAUAA